AUGGUUGCAGCAAAGCAGCUAUUCAGACAAAAUGAUUACGAGCUCGCGAAGAGCAUCAAGGAGCUCAAGCUCAGCGGCUACUUGCCCUACCGUGGUGUUAGCAGCUACUCCUUGACCUCAGAUUCCCUUAUACAGAGUGGCGGGUUCAGGGCUAUGCGGCCGGAGACACUCAAAAUCAACUUGGGUUGGGACCACUGGGACCUUAAUAUCUUGCAUGCCAUGUCGGUAACCAAUUUGAAAAUUUUGAAGCUGCCCGUACGCAUGCCGUCAGAUUGUGUUCGACUCGGACAGGCACUCAAUGUCAUGCCGAAACUUGCGAGCCUCGUAAUCACGGAUAUCCCAGACCGAGAAGAAUUCCUAACUGAGCUCGGUUACCUCGGUAAAGGCAUCAUGUCUUGUGCACCAACCUUACGAGAACUAGACAUCGAGAUGACAAACUUUAAUCGUCCACUCUCAUGGGCUGGAGAUGAGCGCUUCGUAGAACCACAAGAUGACGGGUUCUUCUUCCGCAAACUCUUUCCUUGCCCACCAGAGGAGGAGCUUCUCGGGCUAUGCGAGCGACAUUCUCGACAUGACACGGAUCCGAUGGCUGAGGCUCCGUUGACUAUCACGAAGCUGCGGUUGAAGCAUUUGAGUUUGCCAUGGUACUCAUUUGGCAUAAUCUUCAAUGCGAAGGCCAUUAGACAACUUCACCUGCCGUACUCCUCGGCUGACAGACAAGUAUGGGGAUUCCUCGAGACAUAUGCACAAUUGGACAGUCUGACCGAGAUCAGCUAUGAUAUGCUAUCGGCAGUAUUCCUUGGUUUCCUAGAGCAACAGUCAUCGCUGAAGGAGCUUACAUUUGCGCGCCCGCAAGACCAAUGUGAUGGGACGGACGUCAUAUUCUACGGCCCCAGCGCCCACAUGAUACUUCGUGUGUCUAGAGAAGCUCCUCGGCUUGGUCCAGAUGCUGGAGCGGAGUACCCGAAUCUUGACAAUUUCUUGUCUUCGCUUGAGCAUAUGACGAUGUUGAAACACCUAGUGUUGCCAGCGGACAUGUACACGAUAACAAGUGGCUGUCUGUGCUCUAUCGCGACAUCUCUCACCAGUCUGGAGCAUCUGGAAUUGGGAUUUGACUAUAAUGACCUUGAGCUUCAACGAAUAUUUACAUCUUGCUUCCUCUGCGGCACACGAACCUUAAAGAAGCUGACGUUCCUCUCUCUAAAGCAACCCAAACCACUGCCAGACUUCAAUCCCGCGCAAUUCCACUCUCUUGUUGUGUCCUUAGCCGACGAAGUUUCACAGAACCUCAAACUUGUCCGCUACAUGCCUUUGGACCAGAUAUAUGGGCAUGAAUAUUGUGGUGACAUAGAUGUGUAUUAUCACCGAGAAACGCCCGUUGACGGCAAAUGGUGGAUGUGUCUCCCACCGCACGAGAGCGAGCAUAUCUUUGCGGAAGGGCGUACGCCAAGUAUUCCUGUGGACGAUUGGGACGGGGAAUUUGAGGCAGAACAAGAUGCGUAUUGA
Molecule: messenger RNA, 1506 nt
Organism: Letharia columbiana
Lineage: Eukaryota; Fungi; Ascomycota; Lecanoromycetes; Lecanorales; Parmeliaceae
Exons: 2
Coding region: 1-1506 (501 amino acids)
Source: RefSeq, a predicted model, not a curated record